CAAAAUAGAAGAUACAUGCCCACGAACUGUAACCUCCCAUAGCCUAAACAAUCUCCUUUGCAGAAGCCACCAGAAACUUCAUGCGAAAAUCUUAGCUCAGACAAUCUUAAAAUAGACACCUGUCGUCGUCGUGACAGCUGUCGUGUUCAUUCUCCGUCCAAACAUCAACAUUGGGUCGUUGCAAGACUGCAGCGCCUUCCAGCAAACAACAAAUGCGUGCAAAGGAAUCGAGCUCCAUGUCGACUGACAAGUUGACGACCAGACGAUUGUAUACAUUUGUUUAAGAAAAAAAAGUGUUUGGCUGCUUGCGGAGUGACGUGAUUGCACAAUCGCACACAUGGACCACCCGGGAAUACCCGUCGCCCAGGCCACAGUACUGACCCUGUCGCCCUCUGCUCAACCAAACAGAUGGACUGUGCUGGACUCCCUUGUCUGUGGGGCUGUUGCUGGGGCUGUUGCCAAAACAGCCAUUGCGCCUUUGGAUCGCACCAAGAUCAUCUUUCAAGUGUCCUCAAACAGAUUCUCAGCUAAGGAGGCCCUCCGUCUGCUGUACUGUACCUACCUGAAGGACGGCUUCCUCAGCCUCUGGAGGGGGAACUCGGCCACCAUGGUGCGGGUAAUCCCCUACGCCGCCAUCCAGUUCUGCUCCCACGACCAGUACAAGAGCAUACUGGGAGCCCACUACGGCUUCCAGGGGAAAGCCCUGCCCCCCCUCCCCCGCUUCCUUGCGGGCUCCCUGGCUGGCACCACCGCCACUAUGCUCACCUACCCGCUGGACAUGGUACGGGCCAGGAUGGCCGUCACGGCCAGAGAAAUGUACAGCAACAUCCUGCACGUGUUUGUGCGGAUCUCCCAGGAGGAGGGCCUGAGGACGCUCUACCGCGGCUUCAUCCCCACCAUCCUGGGGGUCAUCCCCUACGCAGGCAUCACCUUCUUCACCUACGAGAGCCUCAAGAAGCUGCACACGGAGAAGACGAGGCGUGCCCAGCCCUACCCCCACGAGCGGCUGGCCUUCGGGGCGUGCGCGGGCAUGAUCGGCCAGUCGGCGUCCUACCCGUUGGACGUGGUCCGCCGGCGCAUGCAGACGGCCGGGGUCACCGGGGGCGCCUGCUACGGCACCGUGCUGGGCACCCUGCGCCACAUCGUCACUACGGAGGGCGUGGUCCGCGGCCUCUACAAGGGCCUGAGCAUGAACUGGGUCAAGGGCCCCAUCGCCGUGGGCGUGAGCUUCAGCACGUUCGACCUCGCGCACGACAUGCUGAGCAGGUUUCGUCGGGCCGGGCACUUCCCUCACUGAACCAGCAGGGGGCAGCAGAGUAGUUCUGAACUCGCCGACGCAUGUUACGUGAUGCGGGAGGUAUGCCACAUCAUGCAUGGCACAACAACGUGUGCCAGCUCACCGCAGGCUGGUGGCAAUGCGCACUCUUAUUUUGGUCCACCAAUGGGUGGGGCGGUGUCCAGAGUUGGUUGCACAUGCACACGCGCUCACGCAAUGCACAUAGGGCUUCUGAUAAGGCUUAGGAAAUCACACAGUGCGAAAACACACUUAAGUUGAUGCUCUUCAGAGACAAUUGUGUGGUGAAAACCAAUUCAGAGUGGCAACACAAUGUUAAUGGUUAGCAAGGCUGCUUUUAAGAGCCAUGCUUUUUUACCUGUAAGACAUACAUGGAUCCUGUUUGUUUAUUUUAACUCCUUUUAUGUGUGUGUGUGUGUGUGUGUGUGUGUGUGUGUGUGUGUGUGUGUGUUUUAUUGUUUGAGUCACAUCAUUUGUAAUUUAUUGUUUUUUUUUAAUUAAUAUUUUAUUGUGUUAAACACAAGUGCGUACGAACAUGGCCUUGUAUAAUUUGAGCAUAUGGAUCAAACUAAUCAUGAUUUAAGCUUAAGUUGUUGCACACUAUAAACUGAGGAGCCAAACAAUUUCUUUGAAUGGUGGAAAUCUAGACGUGUAGUCUAGUAAGACUACACCCCCUUUUGAUACAGUGGGGCACAGUGGAAUGUUUUGUUGGUGGGUGAUUGUGCAAGCAGGCCUGUGCAGUUUCCCUGCCAAGUGUUAAGCACUGAAGGAAGGGUUUCAGUAGUUUCUAUGCCCUUAUCCCUGGAGGCAGUAUAGGUUGAAUGGAAAGGUUUAGCCAAGAGAUUAUUGGGAAAAGGAAAAUGUGCAAUAUGUUACUUAUAUUCUAACCUCUUCUUCAUAUUGUCAAGAUUAUGUUGGGGACAUGUCGUAGUCUGCCAAAGCCCUUAUCUCUCUUUAUGUUACAGUGUAUGGAAAUAGUCAUUAUUCAUAGGUUCAUUGUCAUCCCACUUGGAUGAGUGCAAUAUUCUAAAUGUAUAUAUAUAUAUAUAUUGAAAUGCUCUGAUGUUUUAAGGAAAAAUCCCUCCUUGCAAUAAUAAAGAUGUUUUAUCACU
Molecule: messenger RNA, 2406 nt
Organism: Gadus macrocephalus (Pacific cod)
Lineage: Eukaryota; Metazoa; Chordata; Actinopteri; Gadiformes; Gadidae
Product: mitochondrial coenzyme A transporter SLC25A42-like
Exons: 8
Coding region: 338-1297 (319 amino acids)
Biological process (GO): transmembrane transport
Cellular component (GO): mitochondrial inner membrane
Source: RefSeq, a predicted model, not a curated record